GCUAAGUUAUGUUUGCGCUGUGGUUUUGGGUGGGAUCGUGAGACUUCUGAAUGGUUAUUACGUGGGAAUCUCCUAGAGUUUGAUGGUAACACUGAUACACUUGGGACUGAACUUCUUGAGAGCUUACUGAAAAUGGCGCCGACAAAAGAGGAAGAGCGAAAGUUAAAAGCUUACAAAGACGAUUCACCCGUUAAGCUUGGACAUGCUGAAAAAUUCCUAAAGGCAAUGUUAGACAUCCCUUUCGCCUUCAAAAGAGUUGAUGCUAUAUUUGUUUGGUUUUCGGAAAAUCAUCUCAUCAAAUUGGCUGACCCGGUUGUAACAAUGGUGCCUAAAGUCUCCUCAACCGAGCUGAUCAACGAUAUGCAGAAUGAAGAACAGGACGUGACUGUGGAGAUAGAC
Molecule: messenger RNA, 399 nt
Organism: Thlaspi arvense
Lineage: Eukaryota; Viridiplantae; Streptophyta; Magnoliopsida; Brassicales; Brassicaceae
Source: the annotation of a GenBank genome assembly